CCGUGGGUACAGAACGUCGAGUAUUCACGACGGUGUAAAUAAAAGUAAAGUAAACAAAAACAUAACACAUCCACAUCAUAAACCAGACAAAACGACAAACUUGAUGGUUUGAACUUUUCAGUUUUCAAGUUUUUAACAAACAUGUCACAAACAUUUGUUAGAAAUUUCGAAAUUGAGUCACUCAAUAAAACACUUGAAAUGCAACAAAAGGAGGUUGGUGAUGUUAGCUGUGUGAUUUGGGAUGCCGCGAUAGUCCUAUCAAAAUAUAUUGAAAUUUUGUGUAAAACUGACUGUGACUAUCUCAAAAACAAAAAUGUGAUAGAAUUGGGAGCUGGAUUAGGAUGUGCAGGAUUAGUGGCAUCUUGUUUUGGUGCAAAAGUAACAAUGACUGACCUCCCCGAGGUUCUGGAUAACUUGACCAACAACAUAGAGCACAACAGAAAAUUAUGGCAACCGUGUGGAGGCAAUGCAGAAGCUAAGCCACUCAGAUGGGGCUCAAUAGACGGUCAGAACUUCCCUCCGCCAGACUUGCUGAUAGCUGCCGAUUGUGUGUACUACAACGAGUCUGUAGAACCGCUGGUAGAGACGAUGGUCGCUCUGUCAUCGGAGAACACAGAAAUUAUCCUCUGUCAGGAGGAACGGGACACUGAAAAGCAGCAACAAGCUUGGAAAAUGUUCCUCCAGCUGUUCAACAAACAUUUUGACUGUGAAAAAGUCCCAACCAAGGACCAGCAUUCUCUGUACUCUUCCGACGAAAUCGUCAUCUUUAGAGCAAAGAAGAAAUUGUAAAUCGUGAUUAGCAGCAUAUUAUGCGACAUGUCCAUACACAACUGUGAUUUUUUUAUUUCUUAGAUAUAAGAACAGACAUAUUUAAUUUAUGUUUUACAUGUGAGAGUUUGAAUUGUUUUCAUGAACCUAUUAUAUGAUAAACAAUUUUGUUACAUAACAUUUAUAUAGUAUUCUGUUGGAGAUGAUUAAUUUGAAAUAUAAUAUGUUUUUUUACUUGA
Messenger RNA from Macrosteles quadrilineatus (aster leafhopper), 1007 nucleotides. Its product is annotated as protein N-lysine methyltransferase METTL21D-like. Gene Ontology annotation, biological process: peptidyl-lysine methylation. Gene Ontology annotation, cellular component: cytosol; cytoplasm. Gene Ontology annotation, molecular function: protein-lysine N-methyltransferase activity. The record is from RefSeq and is a predicted model, not a curated record. Bases 142 to 789 code for a protein of 215 amino acids. NCBI's taxonomy places the organism in Eukaryota, Metazoa, Arthropoda, Insecta, Hemiptera, Cicadellidae. The transcript has 4 exons.